Molecule: messenger RNA, 951 nt
Organism: Mytilinidion resinicola
Lineage: Eukaryota; Fungi; Ascomycota; Dothideomycetes; Mytilinidiales; Mytilinidiaceae
Exons: 1
Coding region: 1-951 (316 amino acids)
Source: RefSeq, a predicted model, not a curated record
AUGGGCCAGAUAGCCUCGGUGAUCACUGCUCCAGAGGCUCGUAGGAGUCCCCACCUUAUUGUGAGAAACAACACGAAAAUUCUCAACAAUAAUGUGGCAAGAAGCCACUCCAGUUGGAACAGUCUACAGGAUCACUUGAGUGGGCUCCCCAAGGAGUUGCGUGAGAGGAUACUCUUCUUCGCGCUCCCCAACGCAUACGCGCUUCCAAUCUCAUGGAACUCGAAUGAUACGCGCCAGGUCACACCGACGGCACUUGCUCCGUUCGCUCAGUCCGUUGGCCGAGCCGUGAUCAAAGAACUUCGAGAUAGCGGUGUACGCCGUCAUCGAAUACCAAGACUCGAACACGUUCAAGCCCUCGAAAAUCGCUUUCUGGCCACUCCGAUGAAGCCCCACCGUCACGUCCCGAUACCACUACUCCACGUUUCUCGUCUGCUCCGCUGCGAUGCUCUCGAUGUCCUGGCAAGGCAGAUCCCCAUCCUAGCUCGGACUGCAGAGGUGCUCGCCGCUCUCACCACACUUCCACCUUCGAACUCUCCUCUUCGGAUGGUACCCAAGAACUUUCAUCUUCAUAUCCUCCACGACCUGAACGAGUGGCUUGAAGCGAAGCCAUUCUCAGAACUGUAUACAUAUCAUUGGGACGAAGACUGCAAGUGUCGACACAGCUGGUUUUAUUUCAAUGAAGACUGGGAACAACAGCUGGACGAAUUUCUGCGGGCAUGGACCCAGCAGAUAUUCCUGCUGCCUGCCAAUACGGAGCAUGUCACGUUGGAUUUCUCGGGUUCUUGGUGGAGGAUAGUGCCCGAGCGUCCUAUUCAGGUGUUUGUGCACCGGGUCUCGUACAAGCUAUGGAGAACAACCAAAGGAAAGGCGACAGUGAAGGUAGUGGGAUGGGUGCCGGUGUCUGUGCAGCAACGAGUAUCGGGAUCUAUUGUUCGUCAGCCGUGGAAAUGA